Molecule: messenger RNA, 1977 nt
Organism: Pseudo-nitzschia multistriata
Lineage: Eukaryota; Bacillariophyta; Bacillariophyceae; Bacillariales; Bacillariaceae
Source: the annotation of a GenBank genome assembly
CGUAGAACCGUACGGGACCAUACUUGUACUCACAAAACUUCCRUAAAAUCCUAGUCUCGAAAAACAAAGACCGAAGACAAAACCGAACACCAUCUUGUCCGCUGUCUAUUAUAGUAUCACCCCACCAGCAAAGAUCAAUCAUGACAGAAUCAAAGUGCCCCGUUUCCGGUGCGUCCACCACCGCAUCCAAGUGCCCCUUCUCGGGUGCCGCUGCCACGUCCUACCCAAAUGCUGCCAAGGCCGUGGACGGAAUCAUCACCAACCUGACCAACAAGCGGUCCAGUGAGGGAAUGGGACUCCCCGAAGCCAUGUCGCAGGAGACCAUCGACAUGAUUGUCGCCACGGCACCCGCUGUUGCGCCGAAGAUGCUCGACAUCACCAAGUGCUUCUACGAAAAGAUCCUCGGCAGCCACCCUGAAUUGCUUCAAUUUUUUAAUCCGGCGGUAAGAAUCCAACCCAAUCGAUUUUUUUCGGCACCCUAAGAACGAGUUGAUCUGCUUACAAAGUCGGAUACGAACAACACGGAAAUGCCUAUGAACCGUUGCUAGUAUUUUGGUCUGCCGUGAUGUGCACCGCGUCGUAUUAUAUAAUUCCAUUGCAUCGUCCUAUGUCGCUAACACAAUUGCCAUCUCUGUUCGUGACGACACUUGCGUUUUCAAACGAAACUCGUGAAACAAACCCAUCGGCUGCGUGUUCUGAUCGGAACAAACUCGGGUUCGGAUUGAAAUCCUUUCGAUCGAAACGACGACAACAACUAUCAGCACAACGUCCCAAAAUCGGAGAACCAGCCCAAGGCCCUGGCCGCAUCGGCCAUCGCCUACGCCACGAAUAUCACCGACCUCUCGCCGCUCUUGGUCCCGGGUGGACCGGUCCAGGCCAUUGCCCACCGCCACGUCGCCCUGGGCGUUCACCCAAUGCAGUACGUCGUGGUGCACGAAAAGCUCAUGGCGGCGAUUGGCGAGAUCCUCGGGGACAUUGUCACCCCCGAGAUUGCUUCCGCCUGGUCGGAGGCCGUCCUCUUCUUGGCCAAGGCCUUUAUCGAUACGGAGGAAGGCCUCUACAAGGCACUCGAGCAGCGCGAGGGCGGAUGGUCGGGCUUUGCCGAGUUUGAGGUUUCCGAAAUCAAUGCCCUGACCGAUUCCGUCAAGCAGGUUUCGUUCAAACCCCCCUCCGGAUCUCCGUUGGAAGGAAAGAAAUUUGAUUUCACCGGUGGACAGUACCUCUCGCUACAGAUCGACAUCGAUGGGGACAACCUAACGGCCCCCCGACACUACACCUGCACGUCGCCCGUCGGUGCCGAUUAUUUGCAGUGCACCAUCAAGAAGAUCGGGGGGGGAAAGGUCUCGACCUACGUCCACGACAACCUAAAGGUCGGCGACAAGAUCACCCUCUCCCCUCCCGUCGGUGUCUUUACGAUCCCGGAAGAGGCAGAAACCUCGGCUGUCCUUUUGUCCGCAGGAAUCGGAGUCACGCCGAUGGUCAACUUCCAGCGCGUCCUCGGCGACCGCGUGAAGCUCGUCGUUCACGUCGACCGCGCCGAGGAAACCCACCCCUACAAGGCAUUCUUUGAGGAGUCCGGUGCCGAAACCCUCUUCAAGUACACUUCCGCCACGGGCCGGCCCAAGGCGUCCGACCUGGCCCAGGAAACCAUCGACAAGGUCGGCAAGGACCACGAAUUCUUCAUCUGUGGCCCCGAGUCUUGGAUGGAGGACGUCCAGGCGGAGUUGCUCUCCCGGGGGGCCAAGAAGGUCGUCUGCGAGGUCUUUGGAUCGCAGCUGGCUACCGGAUGCCCCUUCUUUGCGUCGGCAUAAACAGUGGUCAAUCCACCAAAUUUUGAGAACAAGGUUUCGUUUUCGAAUACAAGGGGAACGAACCAAGCAAUUCAAUGCGUUGCACAACAUGCACAGCACGAGUAAUCGAUAUGAAUACAUUACAUUAUAAAUUUUCUAUUUAUCGGAAUAAAAACAAUCGUAAGCU